UUUGAAAGCUGGUGGGUGGCUAUAAAGAGACUGUUGCAUACAUCAGCUUUCUCUCUCUUUCUCUUUCUCUCGCUCAUUUCGAUAUAUUCUUUCUUCUUCUUCUUCUUCUUCUACCAGUUUGAGUGUUAAGGUAGAAGAAGGAAGACUGGAAAUGGGGAACUGUCAGGCCAUUGAUACAGCAACGCUUGUGAUACAACAUCCAUGUGGGAAAGUUGAUAAAUUGUAUUGGCCUGUGAAUGCUGGUGAGAUUAUGAGGAUGAACCCUGGUCACUAUGUAGCUCUUCUCAUCUCCACCACCUUGUGCCCAGCAAAUAGUAAUACUGAUGGAUGUCCCAACAACACCAGCGCCACUGCCACCGCCACCGCCACCGUCGCCCCCACAACCAACAAUAGCAACAAUGGGAAUUCUGUUCGGUUGACAAGGAUUAAGCUUCUUCGUCCAACUGAUACUCUCGCUCUUGGACAAGUUUACAGACUCAUCUCUACUCAAGAUGUUAUGAAAGGGCUGUGGGCAAAGAAGCAUGCAAAGAUGCACAAGAACAAGCCAGAAUUACCUGAAAAGCCAGAGAGGGUACAUGAGAAGCCAAAAAGAUCCGAACUUGACAAAGAUCAUCAGGUGAAGAAAUAUGAAAGAAACCGACCAAGAACAACAUCAUCAACCAACACAGCUGCAGCCAAAUCAAGAACAUGGCAACCCUCAUUACAAAGCAUCUCCGAAGCUGGAAGCUAAUGGAUUCUGUCUUCCUAAAACUGAGUAAGAGGCUGUUGAAGAGCCAGAAACUCCAAAACCACACAAAUCCAGCCUUGUUAAACCUGUUAAAGUCACAAAACAACAAGUGGGUACUUUGCCAAGGAAGCAAAAAAAUUCAUCGAGUGCGGAAUCUGAGUAAUGCGUAAUACUUGUACAGAAAAUAGUGAUCGAUAUCCAAAGUAUGUAAUCAUCAAGUGCUCUUGUGUUUAUGUAGUUGGAGUUUCUCCAAAAACAAAUUUAUGAUUUUGGUUGUUAUUAUA
This is a messenger RNA of Mangifera indica (mango), 1011 nucleotides long. RefSeq lists its product as uncharacterized. NCBI's taxonomy places the organism in Eukaryota, Viridiplantae, Streptophyta, Magnoliopsida, Sapindales, Anacardiaceae. The transcript is spliced from 3 exons. The coding region runs from base 152 to 730 and encodes 192 amino acids. The record is from RefSeq and is a predicted model, not a curated record.